Labeo rohita (rohu) is the source of this 2330-nucleotide messenger RNA. RefSeq names its product deleted in malignant brain tumors 1 protein-like. Lineage: Eukaryota; Metazoa; Chordata; Actinopteri; Cypriniformes; Cyprinidae. The transcript has 10 exons. The record is from RefSeq and is a predicted model, not a curated record. Gene Ontology annotation, cellular component: membrane. The coding region runs from base 135 to 2330 and encodes 731 amino acids.
UUCCUCUGUUGUGUCUAAUAAGGUAAUAGCGAGUGUGAUUGGAGGGUGUUGGGCCUCUUUCUCUCUCAUUAGGAGGAUGCCUGUACUUCUGUAUCAUCAGUGCGGAGAAGCUUGUGCUGGGUGUUGAAUUAAUCAUGCUGAGGAUGAUGGGAAGAUGCCUGACACUCAUUUUACUCUCUGCAGUUGUAAUUUUCAUCACAGCUGACCAUAUGAAUGUGAGGUUGGUUGGUGGUCACAGUCGCUGUGCUGGUACAGUGGAGGUUCAUCAUAGAGGUCAGUGGGGAACAGUGUGUGAUCUUGCCUGGGAUUUGUCUGAUGCUACAGUGGUGUGUAGAGAACUGGACUGUGGAGAACCUGUAGAUGCUCUGGGUGAUGCGCACUUUGGACCAGGGUCAGGACCAGUCUGGAUGAGUUUUGUCAGAUGUGUUGGUUCAGAAUCCACACUGAAGGACUGUGGAUCAUCAGGAUGGGACCAAAGUUACUGUGGUCAUUCUAAAGAUGCUGGAGUCAUCUGCUCAGAAGUCAGGCUGGUUGGAGGUUCUCGCUGCUCUGGGAGGUUAGAGAUACUUCAUGAUCAGACGUGGAUGUCAGUGUGUGACACUGCCUUUGACCAGCAGGAUGCAGAGGUUGUGUGUAGAGAGCUGGACUGUGGGGCUCCUGUACAGGUGCUGGGAGCAGCUGCUUUUGACAAAGGAGACACUCAGAUGUGGACACAGGAGAUUCAGUGUAGAGGAGAUGAAUCUCAGAUUCAUAUGUGUCAAACAUCUUUCAAACACAACUGCUCGUACAACAAUAAUGUUGGACUGCUUUGUACAGAAAUAAUAAAUGUGCAGUUGGUUAAUGGUAAGAGUCCCUGCAGUGGGACAGUGGAGAUUCUUCAUAGAGGUCAGUGGGGAAGAGUGUGUGAUAUUGGCUGGGAUUUGGCUGAUGCUGCAGUGGUGUGUAGAGAACUGGACUGUGGAGAACCUGUAGAUGCUCUGGGUGAUGCUCAGGUUGGACUCGGAUCAGGACCAUUCUGGCUGAAUAAUGCAAUGUGUACUGGAUCUGAGUCCACACUGAAAAAGUGUGGAUCUGUCGCAUGGGGUUUUCAAGAUGUGUGCCAGAGCAAGAGUGCAAGAGUUAUCUGCUCAGGUGUCAGGCUGGUUGGAGUCUCGCGCUGCUCUGGAAGAUUAGAAAUACUUCAUGAUCAGAUGUGGAUGUCGGUGUGUGACGCUGCCUUUGACCAGCAGGAUGCAGAGGUUGUGUGUAGAGAGCUGGACUGUGGGGCUCCUGUACAGGUGCUGGGAGCAGCUGCUUUUGGCAAAGGAGACACUCAGAUGUGGACACAAGAGAUUCAGUGUAGAGGAAAUGAAUCUCAGAUUCACCUCUGUCCAACAUCACUGCCACUCAAAUAUAACUGUUCACAUGACAGUGAUGUUGGACUGGUGUGUGCAGACAGUGUGAAUGUGAGGUUGGUUGGUGGUGAAAACCGUUGUGCUGGUCGAGUGGAGGUUCUUCAUAGAGGUCAGUGGGGAACACUGUGUGAUCUUGGUUGGGAUAUGACUGAAGCUGCAGUGGUGUGUAGAGAGCUGGACUGUGGAGAACCUGUAGAUGCUGUGGGUGAUGUUUAUUUUGGACCAGGAACAGGACCAAUUUGGUCAAAUCGUAUGACAUGUACUGGAUCAGAGUCUACACUGAAGAACUGUGGAUCAGUUCAGCUGUUUGAUUAUGUCUGUAAUCAUAAUAGAGAUGCUGGAGUCAUCUGCUCAGGUGUCAGGCUGGUUGGAGGUUCUCGCUGCACUGGGAGGUUAGAGAUACUUCAUGAACAGACGUGGAUGUCAGUGUGUGACGCUGCCUUUGACCAGCAGGAUGCAGAGGUUGUGUGUAGAGAGCUGGACUGUGGGGCUCCUGUACAGGUGCUGGGAGCAGCUGCUUUUGGCAAAGGAGACGCUCAGAUGUGGACACAAGAGAUUCAGUGCAAAGGAAAUGAAUCUCAAAUUCACCUCUGUCCAACAUCACCACACACGAACAACUGCUCCAGUGAUGAUCAGCAGGCACUUCUGUGUGCUGAUGUAAUGAAUGUGAGACUUGUAAAUGGUAACAGUCGCUGUGCUGGUAGAGUGGAGGUUCAUCAUAGAGGUCAGUGGGGAACAGUGUGUGAUGCUAGUUGGGAUAUGGUUGAUGCUGCAGUGGUGUGUAGAGAACUGGACUGUGGAGAACCUGUAGAUGCUCCAGGAACAGAGUCUACACUGAAGAACUGUGGAUCAGGAGGGUGGCACAAACAUGGCUGCACUCAUAAUCGUGAUGCUGGAGUCAUCUGUUCAGGUGUGGCGUAUCAGGAUGCUGAUUAG